GUUGCGUUCCUGCAGUUGCCCGUGGUGGUGUGUGAUGCCUCUGUGCUCGACUUUGGAAUGUUCAAAAAUGGGUAUCUUGCUUGUGUACUAUUUCUAAGAUACCAAAAUGCUGAGAGAUGCAGGGGCUGCUGCUGGAGGGUCCUCUCCUGGAGACCGCCCUUCUCGCCAACAUUCCAUUGAUACUAAAACUUCAAAUUCAAGAUCCAUGCGAUCUAACGCCACUCGAAAGCUAAACCAUCUUUUGAUGCUAUCUUUUCAACCAAGAACUCACCCUGAUGCGAGUCACUCUUUCAUAUCGCGUGACUGUCCAAAAAAAUGUUAUGUUUCAACGGUGAUUUCGGGCAUGGAAAACCUCUCGGCGUCUUGUGGAAAUGAAAAUUCUAUCCGCUACAGAAGCUCGCCUCGCUUCAGUUGGUCUAAACCGAGGUUUUCAGCGUUCGUCCUUGUCCUGAUGGUAAUUUGCAGUGGUUACUCGUCCAGUGUAGCCGCACAUUGUAGGCGAGGAGUAGAAUAUUUUAAUGUUAAAACCGGCACCUGCAUCUCGUGUUCCGAGUGUGUCAGACCUCUGUACGUCAUCAUACCGUGUUACGAGUUUAUGGACACGACGUGUGAUAAUCCUGCAGAGUAUCUCGCUAAGGGAAAGGAACAUGGCGGUCCAUUUGCUCAUGUAGCUGUCGGGCCACCCGAUCAUUUGGCUGUUGGUCCACCUGACCUUAUGGCUGUCGGUCCACCAGAACAUGUGGCUGUCGGUCCACCUGACCAUGUGGCUGUCGGUCCACCUGACCGUAUGGCUGUCGGUCCACCAGAACAAAUGGCUGUCGGUCCACCAGAACAUAUGGCUGUCGGUCCACCAGACCGUAUGGCUGUCAGUCCACCUGACCACAUGGCUGUCGGUCCACCAGACCGUAUGGCUGUCGGUCCACUAGCCAACCAAAAUUCGCGAGGAACUCACUCGUCAACCACUGAGAAUGACAGACGUAAAAAACGAAAAAAGAAUCGCAAGAACAAGAAAAAACGCAAAAAGAACGGGCGGAAAUUGGAAAAUGAAAAUACUACCGAAAGAUUCAACAGACCAUCUAAUUUCGCCAUGAACUCCAAUGACAAUUUCUUCUAUGACGACUUAGGACCUGGUGGUCGGGACUCCAUCCCGAGAAAUUAUCCCGAUUACGUGAAUUUCUACGAUUUUUCGGAAUAUGACUACGAACAUUAUUUGCCUUGGGAGAACGAACAGGCAAACGCAUCACGAAACCAAAUUUCAAACAACAAUAACAGCAGUCAGUCUGCAAACAAGAGUCAGCUCAUAAAGAACAGCAGUCAGCCCUUGAACAACAUUAGUAAGAUGCCAGAUAGCCGUCAACUCUCAGACAACAGCAGUCAGCUACCAGACGUAAGUCAGCUCCCAAACAACAGCAGUCAUACACCAAACAACAACAGUCAUACACCAAACAACAACAGUCAAACACCAAACAACAGCAGUCAGGCAUCACACAGCAGCAGUCAAAAACCAAACAACAGCAGUUUGCUCCCAAACGACAUCGCCGAAGUGGAGGCAACCUCCAUUAGCGGCGGUACGGUGGCCGGCUUGCCGCAGCUGGAGAUCAGCAAGCUGCUACGUAGUGGAUGGACGACCGCCAUCGUCUUGGCGUUGGUCAUCGUCGUGGUCUUGAUGGCCAUUGCGCUCGUCAUCGUCUUGGGGAUGCAGGCGUUCAUCUACUCCAAGAACAGGAUUUUGCAUCGCAUGAUGGACAAGGAAGAGUGCAAGGACCCUGGAGGAUUCAGCUCUGCCAUCCUCCUUCAUCAGUCUCCUUCUGCGCCCGUCCUUUCCUCACCUGACAGUCGCCUCCACCAUCACCUUCAUCACGACCUCAAAGACCCGCAGCAGAAAAACGCUGAUGACUCUUAUGUUGGUGGGAGUUUGACGAGGCAUAGUGCCAAGAAAGCAUUCGGUUUUUCUCUCGGCCGUCGUAGCAAAGAGAAAGUUUUCCAUGUGUCACGCACUUACAAACCCGCGCCCCGCCGCUCAAAGUUUGAAUCGAGUCAGGAUCUACCAUCUCAACAAGAGCAGCUCGUUACUUUGUCCUCCAGCGCCAUCUUGAGCUCGAGUAAUAACUGCAAGAGUUGUUCUGGCUCCGCUUUAUGUUCCAAAGAAUGGCCAGACCCUACAUCUCUCACGUUGGACGGUAACAGCAAAGAAACCACAUUUACCACCUUGUCUUCCGCGAACAACUCUCCUCCAUCAUCCCCCCUUUCUAUUGGUCCAGCACCCUCAACUUUUGCUCCUAAGCCACCAAUUGUGCUGUCCAAGUCACAAGAGGAAAGAAUAUUCCAAUCAUGCCAAAACUCCCGUAGUCAGCCACCAAGUUUCGAAAGUUUUCGCACCAGCAACAUUGUGACUUUUGAAGAUGGUUCAACUCUCUCAACCACGACCAACUACACGACCAACCCACGCUGUGGUCAAGACCGAGCUGCUGCUGUGGUGCUCUCGCCCCCUUACACCCAAACUCUCCCCACCACAUACAUCAGGACCGACUCCAGACCGCCCCUUGUAGAUCCCCCAGUCAAUGGGAGUCCUCCCGCAUCUGUGGCGUCAGCACCCACUACAAUUGAGUCUAGUCCUAGUUUUCCUGUCAUCAGUGAAAUCAAAGGUUCCCCUAUACCGUAUACCAUGGACAGGUUAUUAGAGCAGCGACGUCGUAUGGGAUGCGGAUCGUCCGUCGACACGAACGUCUACGUUGAGAUGUGGCGGGGAUCGUCGGCCGCCCCGUCCAACAACCCGUCCGCAGCGCCGUCCCCCGCCCUCCAGCACCGCGUCACGGGCUCUAAUGUCACGGGUCCCGCCCUCCAGCACCGCGUCACGGGCUCUAAUGUCACGGGUCCCGUCUUCUCCGCCGUCCCUUCCUCCAUGUCCUCCACACUCCCCGCUCCUGACGAUGCCCCGGCAGACUCCUUCGCUGUCAUCGAGCGCAACUUGGCGAGUCUCAGUCGAGGCAUCGAGAGCCUCCAGUCGGCGCGAGGUCCUCCUCCUUCAGGUGGCAGUACUAACAACACCAUCUGCGGCAGUCGCCUCGCCCACCGUCUCACUGCGCACCUGAACUCUGUUACUGCCGCCCAGGGCAGUCCUAAGUUGACAGUUCGACGCUUCAAACAAUAGUAAUUCUCCUAAGUUGACAGUUCGGCGCUUCAAACAAUAGUAAUUCUCCUAAGUUGACAGUUCGGCG
Molecule: messenger RNA, 3218 nt
Organism: Hyalella azteca
Lineage: Eukaryota; Metazoa; Arthropoda; Malacostraca; Amphipoda; Hyalellidae
Exons: 5
Coding region: 107-3151 (1014 amino acids)
Molecular function (GO): protein binding
Source: RefSeq, a predicted model, not a curated record